Messenger RNA from Andrographis paniculata, 2354 nucleotides. RefSeq names its product threonine dehydratase 1 biosynthetic, chloroplastic-like. The transcript has 8 exons. Bases 186 to 1991 code for a protein of 601 amino acids. Lineage: Eukaryota; Viridiplantae; Streptophyta; Magnoliopsida; Lamiales; Acanthaceae. Gene Ontology annotation, biological process: L-threonine catabolic process. The record is from RefSeq and is a predicted model, not a curated record. Gene Ontology annotation, molecular function: pyridoxal phosphate binding; threonine deaminase activity.
AAGAAUAGAGCUCAUUUUUCUGUUCUUUAAUAGAGUCAGAAGAGUAGAGGCUGCGGCGUCGGAAUUCCAACUCGUCUCGUCGGUCGAAAUUAUUGCAGAAUCCUGGCGGCGUGCCUUGCGUUUAAAUUGAGCCCGCACGCCGUUGAUCUUGACCCUGGCUUCAUUUCUUCACCAGAAUUCCAGUUAUGGAAUCCCUUUGUUUCUCCCCUGCGCAAUCACCCCUCACUCGCGCCAAUUCUUCAACCAACAUAAUCGCCGCCGAUGCUGUUAAGUGCUGCUUCCCACGCCGGAAUACGCUGAUCCACGCUACGCUGUCGAAAUCCGGAACGGAAAUUUUGCCAUCGUUCGAGAAGAGGUCCCCGGCGCAUCCAUCGGUGCCGUUGUUGCAAGUUUCUCCGUCUUCUCUUUUCCAGUGGGAGAGUGGGCGUUUGCUGCCGAAUGAGAAUUUGGGUAAAGGUAGUGCGAGCAACGGUUCGCUGGAUGCGAUGGAGUAUUUGACAAGUACUCUGGCCUCUAAGGUGUAUGACGUGGCGUAUGAGACGCCAUUGGAGUCGGCCACGAAGCUCUCUGAGAGAUGGGGAGUCCAUGUCUCGCUCAAGAGAGAGGAUCUUCAGCCUGUUUUCUCGUUCAAGCUUCGAGGCGCUUACAAUAUGAUGUCGAAACUCCCUGAGGAGGUGCUGGAGAGAGGUGUUAUAUGCUCAUCAGCCGGAAACCAUGCUCAAGGAGUGGCGUUAUCUGCGCAAAGGUUGGGUUGCAGUGCAGUGAUUGUUAUGCCUGUGACCACACCAGAGAUAAAGUGGAGAUCGGUUGAAAGACUGGGUGCUACUGUUGUGCUCAUAGGGGAUUCGUAUGAUGAAGCUCAAGCUUAUGCGAAAAAGAGAGCAGAAGAGGAGGGUCGGAUGUUUAUACCUCCGUUUGAUCACCCUGAUAUAAUAAUUGGGCAGGCCACUGUUGGAAUGGAGAUUGUGAAACAAAUGAAGGGCCCGUUGGAGGCAAUAUUUGUGCCGGUUGGUGGUGGUGGGCUCAUAGCUGGCAUUGCUGCCUAUGUUAAAAGGGUCUCUCCAGAGGUGAAAAUAAUUGGGGUGGAGCCAUUUGAUGCAAAUGCAAUGGCUUUGUCACUGCACCAUGAUCAGAGAAUUAUGCUGGACCAAGUGGGAGGUUUUACUGAUGGAGUAGCAGUCAAAGUGGUCGGUGAAGAGACAUUUCGUCUUUGCAGGGAACUGGUUGAUGGUGUGGUUCUUGUUAGCCGUGAUGCUAUUUGUGCAUCGAUAAAGGACAUGUUUGAGGAGAAACGGAGCAUUUUAGAACCAGCAGGAGCUCUUGCCCUAGCUGGGGCUGAAGCUUACUGUAAAUACUAUGGGCUCAAGGGUGCAAAUGUUGUGGCAGUGACUAGUGGAGCGAAUAUGAACUUUGACAGAUUGAGAUUGGUAACUGAACUUGCAGAUGUUGGUCGACGGAGAGAAGCUGUACUUGCAACUUACAUGCCGGAGGAGCCUGGAAGCUUUAAGCAAUUUUGUGAGCAAGUUGGGCCUAUGAACAUUACUGAAUUCAAAUACAGAUAUAAGCCCGAUAAAGAAAAAGCUUUAGUACUAUACAGUGUCGGUCUCCACACAGAAAUAGAACUUGAAGCAAUGGUUGGGAGAAUGAAAUCAGCUCAGCUAGAUACCAUUGAUCUUACGAAAAACGACUUGGUCAAAGAUCAUUUGAGACAUUUGAUGGGUGGAAGAUCGAAUGUUAAAGAUGAAGUACUUUACCGUUUCACUUUCCCUGAGAGACCUGGUGCUUUGAUGAAAUUCUUGGAUGCUUUGAGUCCUCGUUGGAACAUAAGUUUGUUUCACUAUCGUGGACAGGGAGAAGCUGGUGCAAAUGUUUUGGUAGGCAUACAACUUCCUGAGACCGACAUGGGUGAGUUCAAGGAACGUGCAAAGAGUCUCGGGUACUACUAUGAAUUGGAAACACAUAACGAAGCAUUCCAGCUCUUAAUGCGGUGAUGGAAUAUCAACUUAAAAAUCCAAGACUUUGUAUUUGAAGUUUAUUAGUUCGUUUUGAGUGUGUUCCCUAUCCUACAUUAGCGGACAGGUAAAAUAAACUAGAUAAGUGGAAACUGUUGCUAUUGUAGAGUCAGUCUUAAAUAGCAUAGCAUGUUAGGUGCAUUUUUAUCUAGCUUUUAUACACGUCUCUCUGUCCGUCUGUCUGUCUGUCUGUCUGUCUUAUGCGGGAUUGAGUUUUCUAUGAAAUCAUGUGACUUCUGUGUUGUGCAAGGAUGCAGAAGAUUUGGAUGUCUGUCUGUGUAGUAUUUAUUGGCUUUUUAAGAUUGAGGCUGGGAUUAGUUUGAUAAGUUUUGGUUGCUUGAA